AUGUUUCUGGAGAUUCAUGACAAGAACCCGGUGCUUUUACUGCCGAGAAAUGAUUUUGAUGUGAGAUAUACACAAAACAACGUACUACAAGUACUUGAAACCAAUUACCAGAUGAAAGAACCACCAAUGUAUACGGGCUCCAAGUCUUGGGCUGUUAGUGCCGCUCAUUUAAACACAAGCAAAGGUGAUGAUCAAAUUGUACAGUCAACAACAGGAAAUCACAAGGUGGUGACAGUGACGAAGCAUCGAAGACGAAAACGUGUUCACGUGGUGUUUGGUCGUGUCACGACCGUGAGUCCCAUUUCGCGGCAACACGAUUGCGACAGUAGCCAUUUUUUCGUGGAGAUCGAGGGUCAACGGAGUGGCAUGGAUUCGACGACGCAAAGUGCCGUCAACGUGAUGUUUGUUGGCGUUCAUAACAUGCGCUGGCAUUUAUUUCUUCGCCCGGGUAAAAUGGUGCUUGUGACAGAUCUAGUAAAGGUGUUUUCUCGAGAAUGCGAAAUGUUUUUACUUCAAACAACACACGAAGACACUUGUGGUCCUCGUUUUGAUGCUGACAAGGGACCAAUGAAAACGUUGGUAUUGGUUUGGGAUGAGCCAAAAUCUUUACGAACGAAUAUUUCAGAAUGGAUCAAUGAUUCCUUUGAUAACUUCUCGAAUGAAAAUAUGAACCGAUGCAGUGGGAAGCUCUUGGAUUAUGAAGGCAAAGUGCGUCGGCUUUUGUGGGAUGAGUGCAUCGAACUUCAAGGACAUGAUGAAACACGUGUUAUUGUUUCACUCUUCCGCUUUCCGUACGAACAAGAACUCGUUCGGCUUCGCAAAGGCGCAAUCGUGCGAGUCUGUGAUGCUCACGUUUUAAGAUGGCCAACGCCAGUUGGGGGUAGAUUAGUGAUUGGGUUGUGCCCUAGGAGCCACUUUGUUAUCGCGGCAUAUGGAGAUCCGAGUGAACCAUGCCUUGUCACGGGGACUGGUUCUCGUCCAAGUAAAACGCACAAAAAAUGGGCGUGGUUGGGUGAAUUUCAUGCUCAGUCUACACUGCUAUCCAUAUGGAUUCUAGAGCUUCUCGAGCUACUGAACGCAAAGUUUUUCUUUGGUAAAGUUAAUCACGUGCGGGAAAAACCGUCAAUAUUGUCAUUUCCACGGAUUCGACGCCGGCAAGCAGCAGCUCAAGUGGCAAAAAAAUUGGGCUUAUCGCUGAGCGACGACCGCGCCCAGGUAGCCAUGACCCUUGGUGCUCUCUUUUUGAAAUGCCACUCUGCGAACGCAAACAAUUGCACAACUUUACAACUUCCCUCUCGUGAAAGAAUGCUGACAUCCAAGCGCGCGUUAACAAUUUAUGAGCUGCAGAUGUAUGGUGAGAGCAAAUUAAGUGAAAAGACUGAAGCGAGAUCUGACGGAAUGAGAAAAAGUGAUGACUCUCAAUCGAUGAGGGUCUCGGCCGAGAGCCUUGAUUGGUGCCUGCUUCUAGCAUGUAUUCGAGGAAAUAUAGAUAGUGGGGACUUGGAAGUUUGUGACCGCACUGGGUCAAUGCCCUUGCGAUUACAUAGCACGGAAACGGGUAUGAAUCUUACCGGCGAACGUGGCAUGUAUGUAAUUCAAAACUUUGACUUGAUGGUCGAGGAUUACAAUCAAAUCAAAGAGAUUGAACACAAAGACAGAGUACCGAUGGUGUUUUGCAUGAGCUGUUCGGUAGCGGAUCUUGAAUUCGUCUCCAUUCAUGAAGAUGAGCCCGUUGCCGAUUCUCGAGGAGAAAAGACCGCACCUGAUGCACAAGAACCGCAGGAACUUGUAUUCUUAGUCACACACGUUGAUGCGCUACCGCUUUCUAGUAUUCGGUCAGCAGGGCUGCUGGCUGAGUACCGAGUUCUGCAUGGCGUGGUGUGUCCAAUCGGUGAGGGACUUGAAGUAGGGUGCUUCAUAAAGUCGAUUUGCAUGGCUGAUAUACUGGUCAAUACAGAGCAUACCACGUGGCAUAUUCAGAAAGGCGGUUGCUAUCGCGUACAAGCACUUGAAGUCAGCAAAGAUCGUAGAAGUCGCAUUUCUUCUCAGUAUGGCUUUGAAGACCUGGCAGUUGAAACAUCGAUGGACUACUGGAGGAGAGCAAGAAUUGCUGAUGACAACAAUUUUCUAUGUUUCGACUCACUUGAAAAAUUUCGCGGUCAAAUCGGCGGCGAACCGAUCAUAAGCGAACGUCCAUUCCAAGUGUAUCGAGUAGAACGCGGCAAGAUGAUUUCGAUAAAAGUGGAAUGUAAGAGCUUUGAGCACAAGCGAUGCAAUUUGCAUAAAAUAUGCCAACAAGUAGAUCAAGAUGGUAAUGGCUUGUUGGUAGUUCCUGUGAAAGAUAACAGAAGGCGUUGGGAGGCGACAAGAAUUCUCGAUGCAAAGCAUCUUGUAAAACACGAGCUAAUGGGAAUAACUGUUUCGGAAUAUAUGGCAAUGAGCAUUCUCGGGCAUUUCCUUCAACAGUCAGAAGAGGUUGCACAAGUCUCGAGUCUGCUUCAACAUUCACUUAGAAGCCGGUCGCAACAGUCCAAUUGUGAUUGGAAAAACGUUGACGAAGAGCCAAGUAUGAACACAGUGCAGCCAAACCUACACAAGCCUCAUCUUGUAUCUAUAGUGGGAAUUAUCACCAAGAAGAAAUACUACUGGCGAUCCGAUACGCAAAAGCAGUCGUUUGGUAGUGCGGUGCAGGCUGAAACAAUUGGUGUGAAACGUCCACGAGAAUGUUACAGCAGCAUUGCGGGAGGCUCUACACGACGAUUAAGAGGCAUCGUGUAUGUUCGCGAUCUCCAGUAUCUGGAUACUGUGGAAAUUCGUGUAGAUGCAUCACGUUUUGGUGUGCUGGGCAUGCUCCAGCGGGGCGAUGUCGUAGAGUUUACAAAACUACAGGGAUUCAUUGCACGUUCGAGCUACAAGGUGUUUUUAAGUUGGGGUCACUUGACAGCAGCUCGGCUAGUUUCCGACAGAGCUUGCUUUCCAGCACGCGAUGCUGAAUUGUUUGGGUCUAUGCCAACGACAUUCCUAAAUGACCUCUAUUACGCAUCAAAUAUUGACCGAAUGCUGCAUCGUUACGCGGUUGGAGUGAUGCACAUAGGCUAUGUGCUGCUUAAGAGAAAAUGUGUACUAUGCCACCAGUCGUUACAGCUCGAUACGCGUCGUGGUUGCUGGAAGCAUGCAGAACUACAAAGCGACUCGAAGUAUCUGCAAGAUUGCACGUGGAAAUGGCAGCAAAUGGCACCAAGUGAUCCUAUGUUUCAAGCUCGAACGUACAUGGGGACAACAGUUCGGUGUAUCAUUGACGAUGGAUCCGGUCAGGCUGAGCUAUUCUUGGAGAACGACGUUGCGUGGGAGUUGCUAAUGUGCACGGACGGUAAACGUCAGCGCUUCGCAGAUAUUCUGAGCAAUCACGUCGAUGAGUUGAGCUACUUUUCGGGACGCACGGCAAAUGGGUUAUUCGCUAUGAGUAAAGCGGAGCAUGAACACGAGUAUUACCAGAAUGAGCUGCGGGCUUUUGUGCUAGAUGCAAUUCCGUCUCUGCGAUCGAUUGUGGUAUUGGCCCAGCAGUUCUACAAUGCCAAGCAAAAAGAGGGCACAUCUGUGCUCACAUUUGGCAAGGACAUUCACAUUACGACAAAGGCAGUACCAUUGCCAAAAUUGGAAGCCAAACGUGUGGAUCAAGUACACGUCCGAAACGAGCUCAAACGACUUCUCACACGUUUUCAGCCCAACUGGUCUCAAGGAGUAGAGGGCGGCACAUGA
Peronospora belbahrii is the source of this 3759-nucleotide messenger RNA. The record is from the annotation of a GenBank genome assembly. Lineage: Eukaryota; Oomycota; Peronosporomycetes; Peronosporales; Peronosporaceae.